AUGCCCAACCCCCGCGCCAUCCUCGACCAUGCCCACACGCAUCACUACGGCGUCCCCGCCAUGUGCUGCUAUAACCUCGAGGGCAUCCUCGCGACAGUCCGCGCCGCCGAAGCCAAGCGCUCGCCCGCAAUGAUCCUUCUUUUCCCUUGGGCCGUCCACUACGCCAACGGCCUGCUCGUGCAUGCAGCCGCCGAAGCCGCGUCCGCCGCAUCGGUCCCUAUCGCCGUGCACAUGGACCACGCGCAGACGCCAGAGAUCAUCCGUCGCGCUGCGGAUAUCGGCGGGUUUGAUGGGAUUAUGGUGGACAUGUCGCAUUAUGAGAAGGAAGAGAAUCUGAAGUUGACGAGGGAGUUGGUUGCAUAUUGUCAUGAGAGGGGGAUUGCGACGGAGGCAGAGCCGGGGAGGAUUGAGGGGGGCGAAGACGGUGUCGCAGACACUGCAGACCUAGAGGGGAUGCUCACCACCCCCGAAGAGAGUGAGGAGUUCGUUGCAACGGGGAUUGACUGGCUUGCGCCUGCCUUUGGCAAUGUGCAUGGUGAAUACGGCCCCCGGGGGAUUCAGCUGGAGUACGACAGACUCCUUUCGAUCCGGGACAAGGUUGGGGAUCGGGUGCGGUUGGUUCUGCACGGUGCAGACCCGUUUGACAAGGAGAUCUUCCAGAAGUGCAUUGAGUGUGGAGUGAGCAAGAUCAAUAUCAACAAGGUGUUGAAUAAUGAGUUUGUGAGGGUUUGGGGAGAGAAGGCUGGCAAGGCGCCGUUGACGAGUGUCAUCGAGGAGGCGACGGAUGCUAUGCAGAAGGCUGUUGAGAGGUGUAUGGACAUGCUGGGGUCGACGGGGCGUUACUGA
This is a messenger RNA of Aspergillus ruber CBS 135680, 846 nucleotides long. RefSeq names its product class II fructose-bisphosphate aldolase. The coding region runs from base 1 to 846 and encodes 281 amino acids. Gene Ontology annotation, molecular function: aldehyde-lyase activity; zinc ion binding. The record is from RefSeq and is a predicted model, not a curated record. Gene Ontology annotation, biological process: carbohydrate metabolic process. The transcript has a single exon. Lineage: Eukaryota; Fungi; Ascomycota; Eurotiomycetes; Eurotiales; Aspergillaceae.